Pseudomassariella vexata is the source of this 2355-nucleotide messenger RNA. Its product is annotated as glycosyl transferase family group 2-domain-containing protein. The record is from RefSeq and is a predicted model, not a curated record. Bases 123 to 2009 code for a protein of 628 amino acids. NCBI's taxonomy places the organism in Eukaryota, Fungi, Ascomycota, Sordariomycetes, Amphisphaeriales, Pseudomassariaceae. The transcript is spliced from 4 exons.
CAUCAUCCUUCUUCGCGAGUCACCGUCGCAAAUCUUUUUGUUUCUUGAUUCGUUCGUUCUGGCGCGUCUGGGAGUCUUCUAUCUCGUUGCCUAAAGGUACCUCCCUUUUGGCUUGCGCCACAAUGUCCCUCUUCGUCUGGUGGACUCGUCGCUCCGGCGGCAUGGCCAUGGUCUCUCUACUCUCGUUAUCCAGCUAUGUUGUCUUCAAAACUUGGGUAGCAUCGCGAAAUCUCAACUACGCCAUUGAGGGUGACGGUGGUUUCUGGACCCUCGUCUUCGCCUACUACUGCUUACUCAUACACCUCCUCGUCUUCAGUUUCCCCUUGCGCGUCAUCUGGGCCCUGAGGGACCUAACCCGAGGCCUGAAAGAGGUGGCCCGCAACAAGACGCUGAAAGAUCCCCAAGACUCCAACUCUGGGCACGGGCCGUCCCCAUCACUCUCCAGCUGCAAGAACUGGGUUUCGUCCUGGUGCCUCCCCACGCGAAGUGGCCACGGCGGGCUGCACACUGAGCUCUAUGCCGAUGAUAAUGUCACUCCUGGCCACAUUCUUCACGCCAUCAUCAUUCCCAACUACAAGGAGGAUAUUGACAUGCUCAGAGAGACGCUGGAAGUGUUGGCGUCACAUCCACGGGCCCAAACCAAUUACGAUGUCUACCUCGCAAUGGAACAACGCGAACCAAACGUCGCAUUCAAAGCGAUGAGUCUGAUUUCAGAGUUCGUGACAAAGUUCCAUUUCAUCGUGUUCACGCUCCACCCCUCGGGUAUUCCCGGUGAAGCUGCCGGUAAGGGCAGCAACGUUGCUUGGGCUGCAAGAAAACUAAGCGAAAGGUACCCUACGGAGAGCCGCAAGGAUGUGCUCGUCACCGGGAUUGACGCCGACAGUCACUUGUCCUCAGACUAUUUCGCCUUGGUUACCAGCAUGCACUUGGCCCAUCCCGAGACAUCCUCGACUACCCUUUACUCAGCCCCCAUUAUAUUCGACAGAAAUGCCCACAGCGUCCCAGCUAUUGUUCGCGUUGCCGAUAUUCUCUGGUGCGCCGGUGGUAUUUCGGGUUUGUACGGCGGUUCAACCAUCUCACCACCGACCUCGGUUUAUAGUCUUUCACUUGAAUUGGUUGAUCGAGUUGGGGGCUGGGACUGUGAUAUGGAAGCUGUGGGCGAGGACCUGCACAUGUACCUGAAGUGCUUCUUUGCGCUCAAUGGUAAUUUGACAACGAGGACCAUCCUGAGUCCCGUGAGCCAGAGCAACGUUACCGCUGGAGGUGGCAUCAUCCCGGAUAUGCUUGCUCGGUAUAAACAAGCCCAGCGCCACAUGUGGGGUGCUUUGGAUUCUGGAUUCGCGUGGAGGGAGCUGUUGGAGCUGUGGCAAGAAAGGAAAAGUCUAGCAAGAGCAUUCAGGCCUCUACACGCGUCUCUAAACACUAACUCUAGAGACUCCUAUGUCCCGCAACAGCCUGACAACUUGAACCACGAACAGCUUGUGGAGGGUGGAAUAUUUUCCGAUAUUGUCUAUGACACCAUCGAAGAGCCCAACUACGCGCGCGUAUUCUACCUCUUCCAUCGCCUGUUCGAGGCCCACUUCCUGCCGGUCCACGCCACAAUCCUCAUUCUCUUCUCAGCCGUGUACAUGUGGGUCACCGCCGGCAAGGCGGACAUCCACGGGGUGAACUGGAUCUUUGAGGUGUGCAACUAUCUUCGCAACGUGGGCUUCCUCGAGGUCGUCGUGCUCCUCUUUUUCUAUGAGACCUUUCAUAAGAUCUGUCUCGAGACGCUCCAGAAAGAGAUGACGGAUGCGGGCCUAGCCAAGGACAUGAAUUUCUCACCCAGGAGCUGGAGGAGGAAUUUCAUCGAUUACUUCAUGGUGCCCCUUGUGGCACCGAUAUACGGUUCCAUACCGUGCGCGCAGGCGCAGAUUUGCCAUUUUUGGACCGUUGAUCUGGUGUAUACGGUCAGCCAGAAGGCUACGAGGCAACGUUCCAUAUCGGCAACAUUGGCUGGGAAAGUAUGAAGAAGUCUUCAAAAUGUUGCGGAUGUUAAUUCACCAUCCUUUCCUUAGAAAGCGGGUCGGGGCGCAAAACGCCGACUCUUCGAGACCAUCACGAGAGUCCGAAUAUUUCCAGGUUCAAGUGGAUGGCCAAAAUUCCACGAACGCUGGCUAUUCUACUAAUAUAACGAUGACUGUAAUCUAGCAUGGGACAAGCUGAACUCUAAUACAGAAGUCUUAAUAGCCGGGCCGAGAAUAAGAUUUGUUCACGUAUCAGGCGUGUGCGUGGGAAUGUCGGCAUGGGACAGAAGACACAUUGAUUCCAUGACACUAGAUUCGCUACAUAGCCGACUCCCUUAUUAUUGUAUCG